This is a messenger RNA of Bacillus rossius redtenbacheri, 3062 nucleotides long. Its product is annotated as inositol oxygenase. Lineage: Eukaryota; Metazoa; Arthropoda; Insecta; Phasmatodea; Bacillidae. Gene Ontology annotation, biological process: inositol catabolic process. The record is from RefSeq and is a predicted model, not a curated record. The transcript is spliced from 8 exons. Gene Ontology annotation, molecular function: iron ion binding; inositol oxygenase activity. Bases 824 to 1705 code for a protein of 293 amino acids. Gene Ontology annotation, cellular component: cytoplasm.
UACAGAGGCGGGAGCGCAUUGCAGUCACGCAACCACCUUGUCUUCUUUUUAAACUCCUGAAAUUAUUGUCACGCGUCCACCCUGUCUUCUUUUUAAACUCCUGAUAUUCUUGUCACGCGACCACCCUGUCUUCUUUUUAAACUCCUGAUAUUCUUGUCACGCGACCACCCUGUCUUCUUUUUAAACUCCUGACAUUCUUAUCACGCGUCCACCCUGUCUUCUUUUUAAACUCCUGACAUUCUUGUCACGCGACCACCCUGUCUUCUUUUUAAACUCCUGACAUUCUUAUCACGCGUCCACCCUGUCUUCUUUUUAAACUCCUGACAUUCUUGUCACGCGACCAUUCUGUCUUCUUUUUAAACUCGUGGCAUUCUUGUCAUGCGACCACUCUGUCUUCUUUUUAAACUCCUGACAUUUUUUUCACGCGACCAUUCUGUCUUCGCUUUGAACUCCUGACAUUCAAAACGCCCCAAACUAAAACUAAAAUUCAUAUGUCGAUAUUAUGAUUGCUACAAUUUUUUAGUUUUAAAUUUUGUUUUUAUUAACUGAACACAUGCUACUCUCACACAAACAAAAAUUUCUUUAGCGUGCCAUUAUAAGCCCUGUUCGCAAGGUCACGUGCGGCAGUGACGGUCGGCGGACACUCCGGCACCGUCGCCAUCGGCGCGAUAGCAACCCCCCUGCCCCCGCUCCCGCCCGCUGGUGACGCCCGCGACACCCGGAGGUCAUCGGGCGCGGCGAUAUAACCCCGCGCGAGGGGCCCGCGCCUCAGCACUCCGCCGUCGCCAGCUCGUGUCGUCGCUGUCCGGUGCCAGCCCCCGCGAUGCGUCUUCUGGAGAAGGGAACGAAGGUGGGGGUGAUCGACCCCUCGGAGCUGCUGCGGCCGGAGCCCGCCUUCGCGGCCAAGCCCGUCGGCGACUUCCGCGACUUCUCCAUCGACGAGAACGAUCCCAUCAAGGAGCGCGUGCGCAAGCUGUACAUCAAGAUGCACACCGGCCAGACCGUCGACUUCGUCAAGAGCCGGCACGACAAGUGGCUCAAGUUCGACAAGUUCGAGGCGGGCGUGCUGGAGGUGCUGGAGAAGCUCAACGACCUGGUGGACGAGAGCGACCCGGACGUGGACCUGCCCAACAUCUACCACGGCUUCCAGACGGCAGAGCGCAUCCGCGCCGACCACCCGGACCUCGAGUGGUUCCAGCUCACCGGGCUCAUCCACGACAUCGGCAAGGUCAUGUUCUUCUACGGCGAGCCCCAGUGGGCCGUGCUGGGAGACACCUUCCCGGUCGGCUGCGAGUGGGGUCCGUCGAUCGUGUACCGCGACACCAGCUUCCACGACAACCCUGACGGCAAGAACCCGCUCUACAACACCAAGUACGGCAUGUACUCGCCCAACUGCGGGCUGGACAACUUGAUGAUGUCGUGGGGCCACGACGAGUACCUGUACCAGGUGCUGAAGCACAACAAGACCACCCUCCCUGACGAGGCGCUCAGCAUGAUCAGGUUCCACUCGUUCUACCCGUGGCACGCGAGCGGCGACUACACGCACCUCUGCAACGAGUCGGACAACGAGAAGCUCAAGUGGGUGCUGGAGUUCAACAAGUACGACCUGUACUCCAAGUCGGAGAAGGUACCAGACAUCGAAGAACUGACGCCCUACUACCAGUCACUCAUCGACAAGUACCUGCCCGGCAAGCUGAAGUGGUAGCGCUGCUCCCCAGCUGGCGUCGAAAUUCCAUCUCCGUCCCUGCCCAUUCACCUGACGACUGAGAUGGUGUUCUUUUGUUCGAUUACGUUUUCUAAUGAAAAUAUUAUCUAAUUUUGUAUUUAAUUAUUCUUUCAACAUAAAUAUUUUCAAAAGUGUGUAUGGAAUUUUUUUUUAUGUGUAAACAACUCAGCUCUCGGUAUACGGCAUUCCGUAACAGUCAUUUCCGAAAAUGGAACGGAAAUCGCAUGGAACGGAAAUGUGUAACCACGGUGCUGCCACCUGUGACAAAUGGCGCAAUCCAAAGUUCAUAGAGACGGCAGGGAAACGUUGUAUUAUUAAUUGUUUCAUGAAUUUUAACUAUAUGGGCAUUAUUUUAUAUAAAAUUCCUCGUCGAAAGUCAGGUCAAUAGAGGGGGUUUAAUAUAUAUAUUUUUAAGUGUUUUUCGCCUUUAUCGAAGUCGUUUCUUUAUAAAGUUUAACAAUUUAUUUUUGGAAAUUUAAAUUUUGGUAGUUGGCGUAGCUGCUCUGGCAACGAAACCUAGCGGCGGGUGCAGAAACUGCAUGUGAUUCACGUCCAGAAAUGUAUUUGUUGAAAACACACGUUCCGCAUUAUGUUAGAGAAUUCUGCGUUGAAUUUUAUGUUUGAUUCGUAACAUAAGAACACAUAAAUUUGCUCGUUACCGAGGUUAGAUAUUUACACAUCACUGCCGAAUACUGCUGAAAUAUUCGCUCGCAUUUUUUUAAAUUACUGUACAUUAUAAGUAUGGACCUGCGGAAUUUAGCAUUAUAUUUGACGACAGUUAAGACUGAAAAUGUUCGAACAGUUGAAUGACACCUAUGAUAGGAUCACUGGUUAUUCGACACGCACUGAAGAUUUAGUUACCAAAGAUUGAAGAUACUCUUAACGUAACAUGACCGACCUCCAAAGAAGGUGUACCCAAUGAUCAUGUGAAUUUCCAGUUAACCACGACUUCAGAAAAUGAUGUGAAUUUCGCAAGUCUGUCAUCAAUGACAGAAUAGUAUGGCGCCUAUAAAAACUAUGUUUUUAUAGUCGAAAUUGACAGUAGAAUGAUCUUGUAAAUGUUUUCAGCUGCUGUUCUGAUACGGAUGGCAAUGUUGAUGUAUUGUUUGGUGCAGAUAUUUUUGGUCUGCAGCAGAAAUUAUAAAAUGUUGACAAAUGAAAUCUGGUGUGUAAGUACGCUGAUCCGAAAAUAAAAUUAAAAUAUCUGUAACUUAACUACAGAAAAAUAAUUGUUUGUUAAAUAUAAAUUUUAUAUAGGCCUACUUAAUGUUAAACUUAUAUAUUUUAAAGGUAACAAGAUGAAAGUGUAUAGUAAGUCAAUAAAAGAAUAAUUUAG